CCCCCAAUCACACGCCCCUCUUCUUUAAAUAGUGUGCAUUGCCCGUCGUUCACUCAGUUGACAUGAACCAGUGGGAGGUGACGGAGUGAUGCGCAAAGACGCGCUCGUGCCAGUGUAACAACUGUGACUUCCUACAUCUCCGGCACCGUCCAGACACCAAAAUGAAAUGAAUUCAACAUCUGCCGGGGACUCAUGCUCCUAUUUUUCCUCUCCCGCGGAGAUGCCCGCAUGUUACAGGGACCUAUGCGGAGGAGCAAGUAACUUUGCCAAUAUGCCCUACUGGACAUUGACAUUACACACAGGAGAGUCCUAUGGAAUAUAGUCCGCACACUCACUCCACUCAGCCGGUGAAAAACAAACUUUUCGUCUUCUGCAUCAUGUUGUCACUGUGGGUGUACAUGCUGUACUGCUGUGUGGGCUACUGCUCCACCACACCGACCUUCAUGAUGGAAGAAAGGAGCAGCAGGAAUCCACCCAGACCCCUCCAGAAACAAGACCUGGAGAUGUUCCUCAAAAGCCAGUCCAGGGACUUACUAAACAACGAGAGUGAUGCUGACAGCAAAGGAGACGGCUGGGAGGAAAAUAAGGGCGAUGUUGUUUAUGACGAGGACUCGGGAGUAGCAGGUGCCCUGAACGAUACCAAAAAGUUGCCCCAAGCGAUUAUAAUAGGGGUGAAGAAGGGCGGGACGCGCGCGCUGCUCGAGUUUCUGCGCCUCCAUCCUGACAUCCGCGCGGUGGGAGCGGAGCCGCACUUUUUUGAUCGCAACUACGAGAAAGGACUCGAGUGGUACAGGUACGCUUUUUUAACGCGCUGUUAUUCAUACGUACGUUUUACAUCGUUAGAGAGCGUCAGGAUAAAAGCGGAUUAAGAGCAGGAAAUUAUGUGGCUCAUAUUCAUCCCAGUAGCCUAGUGACAUAUAAACCUCUCAGUAUUGUCAUAUUGUGAACUAUGGGGGGCUUGAGGGGCUCUGACUCCACUGCUGAAGGUUUUCAAAGAAAGAAAAACAAACAAAAGGUCGACG
Molecule: messenger RNA, 1022 nt
Organism: Sinocyclocheilus rhinocerous
Lineage: Eukaryota; Metazoa; Chordata; Actinopteri; Cypriniformes; Cyprinidae
Product: heparan sulfate glucosamine 3-O-sulfotransferase 3B1-like
Exons: 1
Coding region: 312-869 (185 amino acids)
Molecular function (GO): [heparan sulfate]-glucosamine 3-sulfotransferase activity
Source: RefSeq, a predicted model, not a curated record